AUCCGAGCGCGCAGAGACGCAGGGUAGAGAGUCGGAUCGGCGCGGUCGGUGCGCGGACGCGUCAGGUGCGCACAGGAGAGAGAGAGAGACUCCAGACUGGAGACUCCAGACUGGAGGACGAGGGAGCCUUGGGGGGUUUGUUGUUUUGUUUUGUUUUUUACCGGUGAGAGGGUUUAAGCAUAAAACAAAAGGAUUCCCUAGAAAAAGAGCUUGAGAUUAAAGAUACAGGCAAUUUGCGCAGGAGCGCAAAUGGAGACGCACCGGACCGCAGACCCCUGCUCUGACAACCCCAGUGUCAUGAAGCGGCAGCGGCGCGCAGACCUCCCAUAGGGUCAACGUUUCACGUUCAUCUUAAAAUAAGAAGGGGGGAGUGGGGGGGGGGAGGAACAACCAUGAACUUAUCGGAGUCUCUUUGGCUCCCGGAGGAGUCGUGGAACGUGAGCGCGCCGGCGGCGGAGGAGGAGGAGGACCAGAAACUUUUGUUCGGCAUCGGGACGGAUAAUUUCAUCACGCUGCUGGUCUUCGGGCUCAUCUUCACGCUGGGCGUGCUGGGCAACUCCAUGGUGAUCACGGUGCUGGCGCGCAGCAAGCCGGGCAAGCCGCGCAGCACCACCAACAUCUUCAUCCUCAACCUGAGCAUCGCGGACCUCUCCUACCUGCUCUUCUGCAUCCCCUUCCAGUCCACCAUCUACAUGAUGCCCACCUGGGUGCUGGGCGCGUUCAUCUGCAAGUUCAUCCACUACUUCUUCACCGUGUCCAUGCUGGUGAGCAUCUUCACGCUGUCCGCCAUGUCCGUGGACCGAUACAUCGCCAUCGUGCACUCCAGAAAGUCCUCCUCCAUCCGCGUGGCGCGCCACGCGCUCGCCGGAGUGGUGCUGAUCUGGCUCCUCUCCCUGGCCAUGGCGGCGCCCGUCAUGUACUACCAGAACAUCUUCCGCAGGGACAAUCACACCUUCUGCUGGGAAUGGUGGCCGGACCAGAACCAGAAGAAGGUCUACGUGGUGUGCACGUUCGUUUUCGGUUACGUGCUGCCCCUGCUGCUGAUUUCCUUCUGCUAUGCAAAGGUUUUAAUCCACUUGCACAAAAAGCUAAGAAAUAUGUCCAAAAAGUCAGAGGCGUCCAAGAAAAAGACGGCUCAGACGGUGCUGGUGGUGGUGGUGGUGUUCUGCCUCUCGUGGCUCCCUCAUCACGUCGUCCACCUCUGGGUGGAGUUCGGCACCUUCCCGCUGAACCAGGCCUCCUUCGUGCUGCGCGUGGCCGCCCACUGCCUGGCGUACAGCAACUCGUCGGUCAACCCGGUCAUCUACGCCUUCCUGUCGGAGAACUUCCGGAAGGCCUACAAGCAGGUGUUCAAGUGCCAGAUCGGCGCCAGCGACUCGCCGCUCAACGACAUCAAGGAGAUCCGCAGCAAGGCGGACACGCCGCCCUCGACCAACUGCACCAACGUCUGAGCGGCGCGGUGCGAGGGGGGAGGAUGAAUUCGGGGGGGGGGCACCUGUCGGC
Scophthalmus maximus (turbot) is the source of this 1503-nucleotide messenger RNA. Its product is annotated as galanin receptor type 1-like. NCBI's taxonomy places the organism in Eukaryota, Metazoa, Chordata, Actinopteri, Pleuronectiformes, Scophthalmidae. Gene Ontology annotation, molecular function: galanin receptor activity. The transcript has 3 exons. Gene Ontology annotation, biological process: negative regulation of adenylate cyclase activity; G protein-coupled receptor signaling pathway; positive regulation of cytosolic calcium ion concentration. The record is from RefSeq and is a predicted model, not a curated record. Bases 393 to 1451 code for a protein of 352 amino acids. Gene Ontology annotation, cellular component: membrane.